Messenger RNA from Macrosiphum euphorbiae (potato aphid), 294 nucleotides. NCBI's taxonomy places the organism in Eukaryota, Metazoa, Arthropoda, Insecta, Hemiptera, Aphididae. The record is from the annotation of a GenBank genome assembly.
AUGACGAUGUCGACGGACUGGGUGACAAACCAAAUCCCGAAUGCUAGUGUAAGAGUCGCCAGUCUCGCGCAGUCCGACGCCGUCUCUCCGGCUGCUCCCGGAAAACGGUUUCUCAGUGCCUGUUGCACUGCAGGACUCCUCACGGUGUCAGCGAUAAACGCAGUCAUCACGAGUCCUGCGCACAACAGGCAGAGUAGCAGCGCUAAGCAUGCUAUGGCAAAAGUAAAAAUGACGGUGACGAUCAGCAUCAAAGAAAAACCGACAGCAGCCGUGAGAUUGUCGUCCUACAAUUAA